Molecule: messenger RNA, 1491 nt
Organism: Ascochyta rabiei
Lineage: Eukaryota; Fungi; Ascomycota; Dothideomycetes; Pleosporales; Didymellaceae
Exons: 2
Coding region: 1-1491 (496 amino acids)
Biological process (GO): fungal-type cell wall organization; carbohydrate metabolic process
Cellular component (GO): fungal-type cell wall
Molecular function (GO): glycosyltransferase activity; hydrolase activity, hydrolyzing O-glycosyl compounds
Source: RefSeq, a predicted model, not a curated record
AUGCGUUUCACAUCCUACGCCACUGCGAGCGCCCUGGCUGCUCUAGCCAGCGCCCAGACAUUCACCGACUGCAACCCCAUGGAGAAAGCGUGCCCGAACAACCCAGCCAUGCCUCAGACCUGGGAGACGGACUUCACAGCCGGCAAGGAUGCCAUCAAGGGCUGGAAGCAGACUGCCGGAAGCCUCACAUACAGUGCUGAGGGUGCCGAGUUCAGUGUUGCAAAGAAGGGCGACGCUCCUACAAUCGGCUCUGAAGCUUACCUACACUUCGGCUAUAUCGAGGUCAAGAUGAAGGCCGCUCCAGGCCAGGGCAUCAUCUCCUCAAUUGUUCUUCAAUCCGACGACUUGGACGAGGUCGACUGGGAAUGGAUCGGCGGCGUCGAUAGCAAGACGCAAAUGAACUACUUCGGAAAGGGAAAUACGACAACUUACGAUCGCAUGAUUGAGGCCGACGUUUCCAGCACUCAGAACGAGUUUCACACGUACGCUCUCAACUGGACUUCGGAGUCGCUUACCUGGAUCAUUGACAACAAGCCGAUGCGCACCCUUAACUACGCUGAUGCCAACGGCGGCAAGAACUUCCCUCAGACUCCCUGCAACGUCCGUCUUGGUAACUGGCCUGGCGGUGAUUCUGAGAACGAGGGUACCCGCCAGUGGGCUGGUGGCGAGGUGGAUUACAGCAAAGCGCCCUUCAAGAUGACCGUUGCCAACAUCAAGGUCAUCAACUACUCGCCCGGCACUGAAUACCACUGGAAGGACAAGUCUGGCUCUUUCGAGUCGAUUGAGGUUGUCGGUGCAGGCAACAAGGAUGGUGCUCCUCAGAACAACGCUGUCCUCGAGUCCUCCGCAUCGGCCACUGGCUCCGGCAUACCUCUCGAAUCCGGCUUUGCUGCACCCUCUGCUACCGGCAGCGUCGGCAGCGGCAACAGCGGUUCCAACAACUCAAGCACCACCUGCACUGAGGGUCAGCAACAAGCUACACCCGCUCCUGCCUCGGGUGGCAACUCGGACUUCAACUACCCCGUUCCCACUGGAUCUGCCGGCACCGGCGACGAGACUCCCUGCUCAUGCGGCGUCGCCACCGUCACUGUAACCGGCACACCUCCCUCAGGCGACGCGCCCCCAGCGACCGAGACCCCAUCCGCCCCUGCUUCCUCACCCGUCGAGGGCGGCACAGCAACUCCCCCCACCAGCACCGCCAUCGUCAGCUCGGGGCUCCCCAACCAGCCCCCCGCGACCCUGACAUCCGUCGUCUCGCCGCCUCCUUACGCAACUACCGGUCUCAUCAUGGACACGCUCCCCGCCCCGUCUGUGCCCGCGACCCUCCCCUCGGCACCCUCAACGCCAUCCGGUGUCCUGCCCCCAAGCAGCGGCAACGCAACCGUACCUUCGCCCUCCGCGCCCGCCGAGUUCACCGGCGCCGCGAGCGCCAACAAGGCCGGUGUCGCUGCUAUGGCCGUUGUGGGCUGCGCUCUGCUCUUCGCUCUCUAG